AUGACGAAAGGCAAGACGAUCUCACUCGCCACCUCUGUCAACCUUUCUGACCCGAACGAUCACACGUAUCUGUACACUCUGUCCCGACCUUAUCCUGAAGAAUUCUCGAAACUUCCAGCUUCUACUCGUACCGAGAACCAGCUACGAUACGUUCUACUCGAUUCCGUCUUGAGGAGUGGUCGGGUAAAGAGGUGCACGAUGGAAGAUUUCCCGGUGAGCAUGCUGAAGGAGGAGCCGGAGUUUGCAGAAGCAGAGAAGAAGUAUUGGGGGAUGUUUGCGCGUAGCUGUGUGGGAGGCGUCAGCCAGGGUGCGACGGGGAGUAUCAAGAUACUUCACCAUGGCGAGGAAGCGAAUGAUCAGCCACCAACUCCAGUCCCCACGACCGACUCUGCUCCGGCAGAUGACAUCGAGAUAACAAACCUCGGCGCGCCUUCAUCGGGCACAUUCCAAGAGCGCUACCAAGGUUUAUCGCCUUCGGAGCUUUCCAACCUGGUAUGGGGGGAAACAAAAAUGAAGGUCGAGGAGGAAGAGAAGAAUCUGCCGGAAGCCAAGCGCCGGGCACGAGCUCAGCUUGUAACGCUCGAACUAUUCGACGAAGGCUUUUUGAGUUUGAGACCUACAGCUGUGGGUAGGCUCGCCCCCCAUGCCACCGGGAUCAACAGUCGAUACUCCUCUGAGCCGGCAGCCUUAACUUUGGUCAAAUCUCUAGCUGAUUUUAGCCCUCGAAGAGCCUUGAGUAGCGCGGCGAGCUUCUGGGACUUGAUGACUGGAAAAAAAGAUGAGCCCGACGAAGGUUCCCAAGUUUAG
This is a messenger RNA of Cryptococcus wingfieldii CBS 7118, 807 nucleotides long. RefSeq lists its product as hypothetical. The transcript has a single exon. NCBI's taxonomy places the organism in Eukaryota, Fungi, Basidiomycota, Tremellomycetes, Tremellales, Cryptococcaceae. The record is from RefSeq and is a predicted model, not a curated record. The coding region runs from base 1 to 807 and encodes 268 amino acids.